ACUGUGUUUCUGAUGAUUAUUGUUAGGGUUCUGUUUCAGUUUUUGGCUGGGUUUUAGAUAAGGGUGACAACAAACAAAAACCCAUCUCUGUUAGCAAAACAGAGACACACCUUCAUUCUCUUAUGGCUACUACUAGUACUAGUAGCAUUCACUUCACUGUGAAUUCCUCAGAAACCAAGAGACCCAUCUUCUUCACUUCACCAAUCAAACUAAUCCCACCCAAAAGAUUCACCAUUUCUUGCAGGUCUACCAAGUCCCCUCCAAAAUCUCCACCAGAUUUAUCACAACCCAAUAACAAGAACAAAACCCCAUCUUUGUCUGACCAACUCAAGCCUCUAACCACCACCACUCUCUCCACCCCUCCUCCCAAAGACCAACCCCAAGUCCUAUCCAAGCCCAAGUCCAUCUGGGUCAACCCGGCCAAGCCCAAACGCUCUGUGCUAUCCCUCCAGAGGCAGAAGCGCUCUCUCUACUCCUACAAUCCUCAGGUCAGAGAUCUCAGGCUCUUUGCCCAGAAGCUCAAUGACUGUGACUCCUCUCAAGAAGCAUUCUUGGCUGCUCUAGAAGAAAUCCCACACCCACCCACCAGAGAAAAUGCCCUUUUGAUUCUCAACAGCUUGAAGCCAUGGCAGAAAACCCACAUGUUCUUCAACUGGGUCAAGUCCCAGAACCUGUUUCCAAUGGAGACCAUCUUCUACAAUGUCACCAUGAAGUCCAUGAGGUUUGGGAGGCAGUUUCAGCUCAUUGAGGAGCUUGCUGAGGAGAUGAUAGGCAAUGGGGUUGCGCUUGACAACAUUACUUACUCCACUAUAAUCACUUGUGCCAAAAGGUCCAAGCUUUUCGACAAGGCGGUGGAGUGGUUUGAGAGGAUGUACAAGACUGGUUUGAUGCCUGAUGAGGUGACUUACUCUGCUAUUUUAGAUGUUUAUGCCAAAUUGGGCAAGGUUGAGGAGGUGCUUAGUUUAUAUGAGAGAGGGAGGGCUAGUGGGUGGACACCUGACCCUAUUGCAUUUUCUGUGUUGGGUAAGAUGUUUGGUGAGGCUGGGGACUAUGAUGGUAUUAGGUAUGUCUUGCAGGAAAUGGCUUCUAUUGGUGUGAAGCCUAAUUUGGUCGUGUACAAUACGUUGUUAGAGGCAAUGGGGAAGGCUGGAAAGCCUGGUUUAGCUAGGAGUUUGUUCGAAGAAAUGGUUGCAUCCGGGCUGAAACCGAAUGAGAAAACAUUGACUGCGCUUGUUAAGAUCUAUGGCAAGGCGAGGUGGGCUAGAGACGCGUUGGAAUUGUGGGAGCGGAUGAGGUCGAAUCAGUGGCCGAUGGACUUCAUUUUGUACAACACAUUGUUGAAUAUGUGUGCUGACCUUGGCUUGGAGGAUGAGGCUAAGAGGCUUUUCGAGGAUAUGAAGCAGUCAGAGCACUGUAGGCCGGAUAGUUAUAGUUACACGGCAAUGUUGAACAUCUUUGGGAGUGGUGGGAAUGCUGAUGAGGCCAUGGAGUUGUUUGAAGAAAUGUCCAAGAAGGGUGUGCACCUCAAUGUCAUGGGUUGCACUUGUUUGAUACAAUGCUUGGGGAGAGCUAAAAGAUUUGGUGAUAUGGUUCGAGUCUUCAAUGUUGCAGUUGAAAGAGGGGUUAAACCAGAUGAUAGGCUCUGUGGGUGUUUACUGUCUGUUGUGUCGUUGUGUGAAAAAACUGAGGAUGAGGAUAUGGUCUUUUCAUGCUUGCAGCAGGCUAAUCCGAAGUUGGUUACCCUCGUAAAAGUGCUGCAAGAUGAGAAAGUAGGGUUUGAGGCAAUUAAAGACGAAUUUAGGGAUGUUAUUGGUAGCACUGCAGUUGAAUCCAGAAGACCCUUCUGCAAUUGCUUGAUUGAUAUAUGCAGAAACAAAAAUAACCACGAGAGAGCUCAUGAGCUGCUCUAUCUAGGAACCCUAUAUGGGUUGUAUCCGGGUUUACACAACAAGACAGCGAAUGAGUGGUGUUUAGAUGUUAGGUCACUAUCCAUUGGUGCUGCUCACACUGCACUUGAAGAGUGGAUGGGAACUCUAUACAAAAUUGUUCAGCGUGAAGAGGCUCUGCCGAAGUUGUUUUCUGCUCAAACCGGUGCUGGAACUCACAAAUUCUCUCAAGGACUGGCCCAUUCAUUUGGUUCUCAUGUGAAGAAGUUGGCUGCACCAUUUCGGCAGAGUGAAGAGAAAGCUGGUUGUUUUGUGGCAACUCGGGAGGAUUUAGUGUCGUGGGUGCGGUCACAGGCACAAUCAAUCACCGCUUAAUAUGUUUAUACUCAACUCUGUAGUUUCCAAAUGUGAAAUGUAUUAUUUGAUUUGGAUCAUUGUACAUUUCACUAUAAAUUUUAUAUAUCAGAAUAGUUUGAGGCACAAA
Rosa chinensis is the source of this 2370-nucleotide messenger RNA. Its product is annotated as pentatricopeptide repeat-containing protein At5g46580, chloroplastic. Gene Ontology annotation, molecular function: protein binding. The transcript has a single exon. Bases 123 to 2261 code for a protein of 712 amino acids. The record is from RefSeq and is a predicted model, not a curated record. Lineage: Eukaryota; Viridiplantae; Streptophyta; Magnoliopsida; Rosales; Rosaceae.